Molecule: messenger RNA, 5463 nt
Organism: Saimiri boliviensis boliviensis (Bolivian squirrel monkey)
Lineage: Eukaryota; Metazoa; Chordata; Mammalia; Primates; Cebidae
Gene: PPP4R3B
Product: protein phosphatase 4 regulatory subunit 3B
Biological process (GO): DNA damage response; protein dephosphorylation
Cellular component (GO): nucleoplasm; protein phosphatase 4 complex
Molecular function (GO): protein phosphatase activator activity
Source: RefSeq, a predicted model, not a curated record
UUCACUGAAGUGGCUAACAGGCUGCACAGAAGUGACAGCUGAACAAGCUGAGAGACUGUAUUAAAGAACGAAUAUAGCUGGGGUGGGGAGCGGGCGUCUGUGGUCCCAGCUACUCCGGAGGCUGAGGUGAGAGGAUCGACUGAGCCCUAAAGGCGGAGGCUGCAGUGGGUCGACAUCGCGCCGCUGCACUACAGACUGGCCGACAGAGAGAGACUGUCGACAACAACAACAAAAUGAACAAAGAGAUUCUACAAAGAGCUAGCUGGGAUUGAAAUAAACGACACGCUACUACGACCCAGUGCGUGAACCGUAUCCACCCCGCAAUGUGCGACAAUAGCCUCAAGACCCCUACAGAGACAGCAGGAAACACCUGAGAGAACCUGAAUUAUCAGAACAAUGACAGAUGUGUUUCCAGGAAAGCAGCUCCCCGCUACUUCCCUAAACUUAUCUGCAGAUUUACUUUCCAAGGUUACAAACACGGGAAGAGCACUGUAUUUUCAUGAAGCGGAAAAUGUGUUUUCCAAUCGCCAGCUAUUAAGAGCCUAACUGGUGAAACGCUCUGAGGGAAACAGGAAACUGCCAACACACUUUUGCACGAACCUCCUGGAGAGUUGUGUGCACAGACACUUCCUGGGCAGAUGCUUAAUUGUAACAGAGUCCAUAACGAGGUUUAGGGCUUCUACCGGCUGAACGAGUUCUACGUUCUUUUUCACAGAAAGGUUUAAGUUUUUUUCCCCUCUGGCGGACGGAGUGAACUUCCUUCCAUCAAGAACUGAGUUCCCGCGAACGUCCGACUCUGGUACCCGCCAGCCUAUAACCUGACGAAAAGCGGAGCCUCUCGCGGCGCAUGCCGGGAAGAUCGCGAGAACCUCCUGCCCAAUUGCGAUCCCGCGCCAGGAGGCGGGGCCGAAGAGGAGGAAGUCGGGCCGAACAGGAGGAAGUCUCGCUGAAGCACUCCCGCCCCAGUCGUGUGCCCUUCCUCGCGAGAACGCCGAGCAUUCCGGCCGGGGAAGCGCAUGUAGAAGCGGAGGUGGGGUUCAUUGGACUCGUCGGCCGCCGUAGCCCCUGCUAGGACAGCCCGUGCGAGCUUGCUGGAGGAGGAAAAGAAAGGCAGAGAGAGUCGGGUUACAAGAUGGCGGAUCUGUAGUAGUUACUGCGGCGGCGCCGGCGGCGGUGGGAGAGCGAGCGAGCCCUGGGGGGCAAAGGGACGGGAGGGUGGGUGUAUGCGGGGGUGAAGUGAGAGGUAACAGGGCAUCCGGGCGGAGGGGUCUCAGUGGCUCUUGUCACCCCUUCUCGCGGCUGAACCUCUGGAGCCAUGGUGAAUUCGGGCCUCUCCGGAGCCGCCGCCGCCACUACUGCCUCUACCGUCUCUCAAGAGUGAGGGGCACGGACGAGGUGAGCGAGGAGGCGGCGGCUGGAGCAGCGGAGACGGCAGCCACCAUGUCGGAUACGCGGCGGCGAGUGAAGGUCUAUACCCUGAACGAAGACCGGCAAUGGGACGACCGAGGCACCGGGCACGUCUCCUCCACUUACGUGGAGGAGCUCAAGGGAAUGUCGCUGCUGGUUCGGGCAGAGUCCGACGGAUCACUACUCUUGGAAUCAAAGAUAAAUCCAAAUACUGCAUAUCAGAAACAACAGGAUACAUUAAUUGUUUGGUCAGAAGCAGAGAACUAUGAUUUGGCUCUGAGUUUUCAGGAAAAAGCUGGCUGUGAUGAGAUCUGGGAAAAAAUAUGUCAGGUUCAAGGUAAAGACCCAUCAGUGGAAGUCACACAGGACCUCAUUGAUGAAUCCGAAGAAGAACGAUUUGAAGAAAUGCCUGAAACUAGUCAUCUGAUUGACCUGCCCACAUGUGAACUCAAUAAACUUGAAGAGAUUGCUGACUUAGUUACCUCAGUGCUCUCCUCUCCUAUCCGUAGGGAAAAGCUGGCUCUCGCCUUGGAAAAUGAAGGCUAUAUUAAAAAACUAUUGCAGCUGUUCCAAGCUUGUGAGAACCUAGAAAACACUGAAGGCUUACACCAUUUGUAUGAAAUUAUUAGAGGAAUCUUAUUCCUAAAUAAAGCAACUCUUUUUGAGGUAAUGUUUUCUGACGAGUGUAUCAUGGAUGUCGUGGGAUGCCUUGAAUAUGACCCUGCUUUGGCUCAGCCAAAAAGACAUAGAGAAUUCUUGACCAAAACUGCAAAGUUUAAGGAAGUUAUACCAAUAACAGACUCUGAACUAAGGCAAAAAAUACAUCAGACUUACAGGGUACAGUACAUUCAGGACAUCAUUUUGCCCACACCAUCUGUUUUUGAAGAGAACUUUCUUUCUACUCUCACGUCUUUUAUUUUCUUCAACAAAGUUGAGAUAGUCAGCAUGUUGCAGGAAGAUGAGAAGUUUUUGUCUGAAGUUUUUGCACAAUUAACAGAUGAGGCUACAGAUGAUGAUAAACGGCGUGAAUUGGUUAAUUUUUUCAAGGAAUUUUGUGCGUUUUCUCAGACAUUACAACCUCAAAACAGGGAUGCAUUUUUCAAAACUUUGGCAAAAUUGGGAAUUCUUCCUGCUCUUGAAAUUGUAAUGGGCAUGGAUGAUUUGCAAGUCAGAUCAGCUGCUACAGAUAUAUUUUCUUAUCUAGUAGAAUUUAGUCCAUCUAUGGUCCGAGAGUUUGUAAUGCAAGAAGCUCAGCAGAGUGAUGACGAUAUUCUUCUUAUUAAUGUGGUAAUUGAACAAAUGAUCUGUGAUACUGAUCCUGAGCUAGGAGGCGCUGUUCAGUUAAUGGGACUUCUUCGAACUUUAAUUGAUCCAGAGAACAUGAUGGCCACAACUAAUAAAACUGAAAAAAGUGAAUUUCUAAAUUUUUUCUACAACCAUUGUAUGCAUGUUCUCACGGCACCACUUUUGACCAAUACUUCAGAAGACAAAUGUGAAAAGGAUUUUUUUUUAAAACAUUACAGAUAUAGUUGGAGUUUCGUAUGUACCCCUUCACAUUCCCAUUCCCAUUCUACCCCCUCUUCCUCCAUCUCUCAAGAUAAUAUAGUUGGAUCAAACAAAAACAACACAAUUUGUCCUGAUAAUUAUCAAACAGCACAGCUACUUGCCUUAAUUUUAGAGUUACUCACAUUUUGUGUGGAACAUCACACAUAUCACAUAAAAAACUAUAUUAUGAACAAGGACUUGCUAAGAAGAGUCUUGGUCUUGAUGAAUUCAAAGCACACUUUUCUGGCCUUGUGUGCUCUUCGCUUUAUGAGGCGGAUAAUUGGACUUAAAGAUGAAUUUUAUAAUCGUUACAUCACCAAGGGAAAUCUUUUUGAGCCAGUUAUAAAUGCACUUCUGGAUAAUGGAACUCGGUACAAUCUGUUGAAUUCAGCUGUUAUUGAGUUGUUUGAAUUUAUAAGAGUGGAAGAUAUCAAGUCUCUUACUGCACAUAUAGUUGAAAACUUCUAUAAAGCACUUGAAUCGAUUGAGUAUGUUCAGACAUUCAAAGGAUUGAAGACUAAAUAUGAGCAAGAAAAAGACAGACAAAAUCAGAAACUGAACAGUGUACCAUCUAUAUUGCGUAGUAACAGAUUUCGCAGAGAUGCAAAAGCCUUGGAAGAGGAUGAAGAAAUGUGGUUUAAUGAAGAUGAAGAAGAGGAAGGAAAAGCAGUUGUGGCACCAGUGGAAAAAUCUAAACCAGAAGAUGAUUUUCCAGAUAAUUAUGAAAAGUUUAUGGAGACUAAAAAAGCAAAAGAAAGUGAAGACAAGGAAAACCUUCCGAAAAGGACAUCUCCUGGUGGCUUUAAAUUUACUUUCUCCCACUCUGCCAGUGCUGCUAAUGGAACAAACAGUAAAUCUGUAGUAGCUCAGACACCACCAGCAACUUCUAAUGGAUCCUCCUCCAAAACUACAAACUUGGCUACAUCAGUAACAGCCACCAAGGGAAGUUUGGUUGGUUUAGUGGAUUAUCCAGAUGAUGAAGAGGAAGAUGAAGAAGAAGAAACAUCCCCCAGGAAAAGACCUCGUCUUGGCUCAUAAAGUAUUUGGGGACCCUCAACAUGUGGUCUUAAAAUGCUGCAACUGUUCAAUGAGCUGAAAAUCUGAAAAUCAGAAAGCUCUCUCACUUGACCUUAUAAAAAUAUACAAGGAGUAGCAAAAGACACUCAGUAUAUCAGCUAAGAGAGUUUAGUUCUAUUAAGAAAACAGGCUUCCCAGGAACUUGAUUGCUUGCUAGUAAUUAAGGGAUUUGCCUUUUAUGCUGUCAAAACAAAGUUAGUAACCAGAACCUGGAAGAUAGCUUCUCAGCAAGGAAAAGUCACAGGUUUGGGGAGAGUUUAGGGGAGGGAAAAAGGUUGAUAUAAUAAUGCAGGGUUGCUCUUUGGGGUAUCAAUCUAGAAACAAUUACAGAACUUCAGUUGUAAACUCAAUAACAUAAUGUUAUAAUGGUGCUGGCCAUGUUAUUUUAGGGUUGCCUCUUUUUAAAAGAAAUUUUUAUGGAAAACACAUUCAAUUAUCAUUUAAAAAAUUUUGGGACCAUUUAUUUGAAGAUUUAACAAAAACUCAGCCUUUUAGGUAGUUGAAGGGAAGUACACCCUGUAUUCGGCACAUGUUGAGUCACAGCAGGAAUUUUCUGUACAUAUGUUGAUGAAAACAAGCUGGAUUCAAAAUGGACAGUUUUUUAAAGAUAAUUUUAAAGAAAAUGAUCUUCUCUAGAAAUUUGAGAGUGGAUAAAACAGAAUGUUUUCAACUGCCGACCAGUACAAUCUUUUGGGGAAGAUACUUUGAAAUCACUUUCUGCUUUGUUAGUAAGGUUGUCUCUCUUUCCAGAGCUACAGCAACUUUUAAAGUGUUGUUUAUACAGACCAACAAAGAAUAGUGCUGAAUUAAUUGGCAUUUAAUAUCUAGAAGCCAUUUUGAUCCAAGCAGCUACUUAAGUGUCAAAGUCAGCAUGCAGCACAUGAAGCUUCUCCAUAAACAAGGGUGUGAUAUGAAAGCUGCUUUUUAAAAAAAAAUAAAAGCACAUUCCAUGUAUCUAAAUGAAUUUUAAAAAUAAAUCGAGGCAAACCGUUAAGAAGUUUUAUUUUUAGAGCAGCAAGUUAACUGUAAAUAUUUUAAUGUUAGUUUGCUCAUCUAUGAUCUGAGAUCAUGCCGAAGUGAGAAAAAUGUCCCCAAAAUACAAUUUAAUGCAUUGGGAAAAAAAAUUUUAAUAGUAAUUCCAGCCACAAUCUUUAGAUCACCCUUGUAAUGUGUUAUGGGUCCAUUUUUCCUGGAAUAGCUUAAACUAAAGCAGUUUCCCCUGUUUUGGAGAUUUUGUAGUUAAUUUUAAUUUUGGCUAUUGUUUGGAAAAGAUGAGCUGUCUGUGUAGAUAUGAAGUAUAGUUUUUUCCAUAAAACAGAUGUUUAUUUUGUAUUAAAAAUACCACUGUACUUGUUUUACACCAUUUGUAUACAUGUGGUGAUAUUAAUGCUAAACUGUAAAAUUCAGGAAUUAAAAUGUGACCCUGUAAUUCCA